Lemur catta (Ring-tailed lemur) is the source of this 3358-nucleotide messenger RNA. It is a transcript of the gene STARD7, whose product is annotated as StAR related lipid transfer domain containing 7. The coding region runs from base 399 to 1610 and encodes 403 amino acids. Gene Ontology annotation, molecular function: lipid binding. Lineage: Eukaryota; Metazoa; Chordata; Mammalia; Primates; Lemuridae. The record is from RefSeq and is a predicted model, not a curated record. The transcript has 9 exons.
AGCGUGUGGCGGACGGCGAACGCGCGGGAGCUUGCUUGCUGCCGGGCUGGAGCUGCCCGUCUCGCCGCUUCCCGAGCGCUUUGCACCACGGUGCCCGGCGCCGCACGAAGAACGCAGAAGAGCAAGGGGGGCCAACGGUCCGGCCGGUCUGAGGCCCAAGUCCGGGAGCGCCUCGUGCAGCGUCGCGGGGCCGUCCCCGCGGCUGCUGCCAUGACCGACUCUCUCCCCAGAGGGGACUCUUCCUCAGCGGUUGCUGCAGAGAGAGAUGAAGGGCGGCUUCUGGCCGCGGGACCGUGAGACGGGUUAGUGGCCGGCCAGUUAGGGGGACGCCGCGGACGGCCGCCUGCGCGCUGCUGGGCUGGUUACUUUGGCCCCGAGGCUCGCGAGGGCGUGGCGGCAUGUUCCCACGAAGGCCGCCGGCCGCCCUAGCCGCCUGGCUGGCGGGGGCGCGGGGCGGGGGCCUACUGGCCCUGCUGGCCAAUCAGUGCCGCUUCGUGACGGGCCUGCGCGUGCGGCGCGCGCAGCAGAUCGCGCAGCUCUACGGCCGCCUCUACUCGGAGAGCUCGCGCCGAGUCCUCCUCGGCCGCCUGUGGCGCCGGCUGCACGGCCGCCCUGGCCAUGCCUCUGUCUUGAUGGCUGCGCUCGCCGGCGUGUUCGUGUGGGACGAGGAGAGGAUCAAGGAGGAGGAGUUGCAGAGAUCCAUUAAUGAGAUGAAACGGUUGGAGGAAAUGUCAAAUAUGUUUCAGAGCUCUGGAAUCAGGUGCCACCCUCCAGAAUCAAAAUCCCAAACAGAAGGGAAUGAAGAUUCAGAGGGCAGAGAACAACCAUGGGAAAUGGUGAUGGAUAAGAAACACUUUAAGCUGUGGCGGCGUCCAAUUACAGGCACCCACCUUUACCAGUACCGAGUUUUUGGAACGUACACAGAUGUGACACCCCGGCAGUUCUUCAAUGUUCAGGUGUUUGACAAUGGCAGCAUCUACCACCCUGAAGUCCUUGACAUUACAGAGGAAAGUGUUCAUUCUCGCUUCCUGGAGGGUGUCUGCAAGCUGGACACAGAGUAUAGAAAAAAGUGGGAUGCCCUGGUGAUCAAGCUGGAGGUGAUCGAGAGGGAUGUGGUUAGUGGUUCUGAGGUUCUUCACUGGGUAACCCAUUUUCCUUAUCCAAUGUACUCACGGGAUUAUGUUUAUGUUCGGCGGUAUAGUGUGGAUCAGGAAAACAACAUGAUGGUGUUGGUGUCACGUGCUGUGGAGCACCCUAGCGUGCCAGAGUCUCCAGAAUUCGUCAGGGUCAGAUCAUAUGAAUCCCAAAUGGUUAUCCGUCCCCACAAGUCGUUUGAUGAGAAUGGCUUUGACUACUUGCUGACAUACAGUGACAAUCCCCAGACUGUGUUUCCUCGCUACUGUGUUAGUUGGAUGGUUUCCAGUGGCAUGCCAGAUUUCCUGGAAAAGCUGCACAUGGCCACUCUGAAAGCCAAGAACAUGGAGAUUAAAGUAAAGGACUACAUCUCAGCUAAGCCUUUGGAAAUGAGUAGUGAAGCCAAGGCCACUGCCCAAUCCUCCGAGCGGAAGAAUGAGGGCAGUUGUGGCCCUGCUCAGAUCGAGUAUGCCUGAAGGGCUUUGGGAUAAGAAGGAAUAGGCACUUCCAGCCCUGUCUCGGUCCCUUUUCACUCUGCUACAGAAUGGGGACAAGCCACAUGUAUUAGAAGGCAUCUGCUGUAACUACCAGUGCAAGAUAAUUCAAUAACUGGUGUCCGAUUUCAUUCAGAGCCCUUAUUGCUCUUAUCAACACAGAGAGAAGAAGGCUACAUCUGUGGAGGUGUUGUCACAUUCUCAGGCCAACCACUUUGAAAUUCAGUAUUUCACUAAGCUAAUCUGGAACAAACCUCUCACCUCAGGCCAGAAGGAGAUGACCUUCAUUUGCGUCCUCUGAGUAAUUUCCUCUGCUGACAUUCCAAAUCCCACCAUUGGUUUUGCAGUGCUUUGGAUUUCCUUUAGUUCUGCAGGUCCACAUGGAAAGUGUAGUUGGUUGGUUGAGUCAAAUGAGGGGUCGCUGGGAGUGUUCUUGGUAACAGUCUUGAUGUGAAUGGGUGUGAACGAUACUUGGCCAUGUUAAGUGCCUUGUCCUCACCUUUUAUCUUUAGGGACAUGAAGUUUGUACCAAGACAUUUCUCUCCUUGCCUGCAUAAUAUCACUCCAUUGACUCACUUUACCCAAAGUAGUUUCCUUUGAAUUGGCCAGUUGUUCUAUAUUCAUGCACAGAAUUCAUUGGAUCAUUGCCUCCUUCCUAACCUCAGCCCAUUUACCAAGAGCACUGGAAGAUGAAUCCUUUUAGAUAGUACCUCCCUUUAUCAUCAGUGUGUUGAUAGGGUCAGAGAGAUGCUCAAAAUAUCACAUUUAAAUUAAAUUUAAUUUUUUUUAACCUUUGUGUCAAAAAGGAGGAGUUAGGGAGUUGAGUGGAAUAUAGCUCCACUGUAUAGAAAAUACCAUUUAGAUUCAGGCAUUAUUUUUCAGACUUCAGACUUGUCCUUUUUGGAAGGCUAAAGGCAGAGAAAUGGUGGCUGGGCCACUCCCCCGGAGCUAGAUCUGUAGAUAAGCUGUGUGAACGCAUAGGUGUGAUCUUGCCCCAAAUACUAAUAUAGUGGGGGUGUGGUUUAUGUGACCCUCUUGUUUCUUUAAAAAGUUUUUCCUCCUCUCCUCAGAGCUAAAAUAAAACCAACUACGCUGUUCAGAUAAGGUCCCAAUCAGAUGGUAUCAGUUUGGCCUAGCUGGUUUUGCUGUGGUUCAUGCUGCAGUCUCUUGGGAGAAUAGGGAUCAAGUUUUACAUCUUCCUCCCUCCUUUUUGGGGAGAGCCUAAAUGGCUAGACUUUUCCUCUUUUUUUCCUGCUUGCUACCCUUUUGUGGUGUUAAAAAGUGAUCUAAACCUGAGACUAAUAUAAACCCUUUCCUUGACCUUCUUGUUGCCUAUUCAGUUUUGUGCCAAGGAAAUAACUGCCCCAGUGUUUUAUGUCUUGCCUUCUCUGAGUCGUUGGCAGAGCAGAGAGAGAUGCAUUGAACAGUCCCAGCUUCUUUUCAUUAAUCACUUCUCUCUUCUCCCCAGGACCUGAUAAAAGCCAGGGAAGAGUCCCUGGGUUGUCUGAACUUAGCACCUGCGAUCAUUGGGGCGUGGAUGGGUGUGUGAGAGAAAGAGUGUGUGUGCAUGCACAGGUGCUGAGAAGUUGUGGUUACUCCAUGUUCUGACUUACGGCAAUUUGACUCUGCACUUGGGGUCUGUCUGUACAGUUACUUAGGUCAUUGUAAUGAUUUCACUCCUAACGGUGACAUUUUUAUCAGAUGCGUGAAUAAAUACAUAAAGAUUGGUA